Molecule: messenger RNA, 4097 nt
Organism: Periophthalmus magnuspinnatus
Lineage: Eukaryota; Metazoa; Chordata; Actinopteri; Gobiiformes; Gobiidae
Gene: igdcc4
Product: immunoglobulin superfamily, DCC subclass, member 4
Exons: 20
Coding region: 246-4007 (1253 amino acids)
Biological process (GO): cell-cell adhesion; axon guidance
Cellular component (GO): plasma membrane; axon
Molecular function (GO): protein binding
Source: RefSeq, a predicted model, not a curated record
UCACAACAUGGCGUUGAAGCGCCGAGAGACACGACGGCUCUCCCCUGACUAAAACAAGUGCUUUGUCAAGAAAAGAACCAGCAAGUGCACUGCCGAGGCAAGAGGGCUGAAGCUCCACUCCACACGCUGCGUUAGGCGCUGCCGGGGACAAUAGUGGAUUCCAAAGUAUGCAGUUCGCUGUAACGGUAUAGCUGGUUGUAUACGCUGCACGCUGCUACCCCACUGGUGGAAAUCAAAGGCUGUACAUGGCGGUGGAGAGUACUAUUUAUCUGCUCUGUCUGCUUUCACUCUUUUGUGGCCCAUCCAGACAAGAUAAAGCUAUUUCCUUGGAACUGAGCUGUGGAGCCGGUCCUAGCCAUGUAGUGAUAGAGCCGGGAGUGCCUGUGCUGCUAGACUGUAGCCUAGGCUCCAGUGAUAGCCCCCUGAACUUCACCUGGCUACAGGAUGGCCGACCCCUGCCUCUGGAGGGGGCAGACUUCCUCCAGUACCUGCCCAAUGGCUCUCUGCUGCUGCUGCCCACUGCGUCUGCGGAGGUGGAGGGCGCCUACAGCUGUGUGACUGCCAGUGCCCACGGAGCCCUUAUAAGCCGCGCCGUCAGCAUACUUCUUGCAAGUCUGUCCCACUUUCAUCAAGAGCCUACUGCACAGACAGUUCCUGCUGGAGGAGUGGCCCGAUUUGAGUGUCAGAUUGAGGGAAUCCCUGCUCCACUCAUCUCUUGGGAGAAGAAUAAAGGGCCGGUGCCACAUGACCCAAGAUUCAUUUCUCUUCCAAAUGGAGUGCUUCAGAUUGUGGAGGUGAGCCCAGAGGAUGAAGGCUCUUACCGCUGUAUUGUAUCCAACUCUGCACGAAGAGACAUCAGUCAAGAGGCCACGCUAACUGUCUCCACAGGCUCUGAUGAGGCCUUGGGCAGAGUGGUGAUUGUAGCACCGCCUCAGAAUGCCACAGUAGUUCUUGGUCACACAGCCGUGAUGGAGUGUAUGGCACAAGGCCAGCCCAAACCCCUGGUCUCCUGGAGCAGGCAAGAUGGAAAGCCUGUUUCCACUGAUGUGGUCGUCCUGGCAACGAACUUGGUGAUCAGGGACACAAGGCGUCAUCAUGCUGGGGUAUAUGUCUGCAGGGCUAACAAGCCCAAGACCAGAGAGUUUGUGAUUGCAACGGCUGAGUUGCAUGUUCCUGCUCCUCCAGUGAUCCUGCAGCCUCCAGAGUCAGUGUCCCUGUCCAGAGGUAACACAGCCAGGUUUGUGUGCAACAGUUCUGGAGAACCAGCCCCAGUGUUACGAUGGCUGAAGAACGGUCAGCCCCUCCAGCCUUUCAGACGCAUGAAAAUCCAGAGCCCUGGAGUGCUGCUCAUUAACCAGCUGGCACUGGAGGAUGCAGGCUACUACCAGUGCAUCGCAGACAAUGGCCUGGGCACAGCCUGUGCCACUGCCAGGCUCACUGUUAUUGUGCGAGAGGGUCUGCCCAGUCCCCCACGCCACCUACUUGCCACCCCUCACUCCAGCACCACUGCCCUCCUCACCUGGGAGAAACCUGAGUACAACUCAGACCAGAUCAUCGGUUACUCUGUGCACUGCCAAGGGGCUGCAGGUUCUGAUAAUGUGGAGUACCAGUUUGCAAUGAACAAUGACACUACUGAGUAUUACUUCAAAGAGCUUCUUCCUCACACUGCCUAUACAUUUUUUGUGGUGGCUUACUCACCCAUGGGUGCCAGUCCACCUUCUUUGCCUGUCACUGUUGAGAUGCUGGAAGAUGUGCCAAGUGCUUCACCCCAGCUGUCUAUAGCCAGCUCCUCACCAACAGACAUUCGACUCAUGUGGCAGCCAUUGUCUACCCAGCACAGUAGAGGGGCUGUGACCCGCUACCGCAUUGAGUACAGUGCAAUGGACCAAAUGGACAAUAUCUACUCGGUGGAGGUGGGAGGUAAUGAGACCCAAUUUACUCUGAGAGAGUUGCAACCCAACCAGACAUACAGGCUGAGGAUAGCAGCUGGAACAGGCAUUGGUUUUGGAGUGUCAUCUGAAUGGGCCCAGCACCAAACUCUGGCCAACUACAACCAAAGUGACCAGAGCUUGGUCAUCUUCGCACCUACUGAGCUGAAAGUCAGAGCCAAAGUCAGUUCUCUCAACGUCACAUGGCACCCAUCGCCUAAUCACACGGUGGUGUCAGGCUACAAGUUGUCCUGUCAGGAAGUGGAAUCGGACGACACCUCCAACGGCCAUAGACCACUGCUGAUGCACACAAUCAGGCUACGCAAGAAGGCCAGAUACCACAUUCUCACUGGUCUGGUUCCUGACCACCAGUAUGAGGUGAGGGUGUGGGCAUUUACUAAACAGACCGAUGGAGCAGCAGCCGUGUGGAAGGGACGCACAGACAAGACUCACAACAGGACACCCUGGCCUCCUCCCCGACCUCCUCCUCUGCCCCCAAGUAUCAUCCAAGCCCUGGCUAACAGCUCCACCUCCAUCUGGCUGCGCUGGGAGAAACCGCGUUUCAGUAAUGUCCGCAUCAUCAACUACACAGUGAGGUGCAGCCCUUUCGGAACCACCAACGCAUCCCUAGUCUCCUAUCACACCAGCUCUGUGCAGGAAAUUCUGCUGGGGGAUCUGAAGCCCUUCACUCGAUAUGAGCUGGCAGUGCAGUCUAAUGGAGUGGACGUAGCAGGGCCCUUCAGUAGCACUGUGCAGGAGACCACCCUGUCUGAUAAGCCUUCCUCUCCUCCAGAGGAACUGCAGCUGAAUGCACUCUACACAUCCUCUGUGCUGGUGAGCUGGCGCCCCCCACUGCAACCUAAUGGUAUCAUCACCAGCUACACAAUAUUGUACAGCACCAACAUGAGCCAGCCAGAGCACACGUGGAACAAUGUUUCUCAGGAUGGUACCAUAACCAGUGUUGAGAUACGAGGUUUGACUAGUGGGACACAAUACUUUUUUAAAUUAGGGGCAUCGACUGAGAUGGGCCCAGGACCUUAUUCUCCUGUGAAGGACGUGAAUAUCCCGUAUAGUAUUCUACCAGAAUUAGACAUCCCUACAGUGACCGGAAUCAUUGUUGGUGUGUGCCUGGGGCUCAUCUGUAUCCUCCUCUGCAUGUGCUUCAGCUUCCGCAACAUCAAGUCCAGGGAGCUAUCUGGUGGCUUGGACUCCACAGCUGUUACUCCUCAGUUCAGGAGAGGAGCUGGCUGCCAUCUUCCAUCUAAUGUGCCAGAGUGCAGUUACAGCCAUGAACUGGAGACACUGAUGCCUCCAGGCAGCCACGAGUGUGGUCAUCCACUGGCAAAGGCCCCAGAGGAGCAGCGGCUGAUGUCUAGUACUCACUCAGGGGGAGGGGAGGAUAGUGUCCCUUCUGAGAACAAGGCUUGGAAUGGGUCAGUCAGUCAUAACUGGGCCAACAGAAUCACAAGCUACAGAGAUACUGUCACAGACGUCUCUCCGACAGUAGUUAAUGGGGUCCCUAACAUGCUAAUGAAUAAGAAUGGCACGGACAUGGACGGUGUGUCUGCAUCAGCGUGCAAUAACCAGGUCGAGGCAGAAGUCAUAGUUCACUCUGAGCUAUCAGACCCCAGCGGAGCACACCGGGAGGAAGGCAGUAAGAGAGAGGAGUCCAGCAGCAGCUGUACCAGGGGACUGUCGUUAUCAGAGGACACAUACUCUCCUCUAAGCCAGUGCAGUCCACAAACAGAGGAGAAGCCUUCACUGGAACAAACAGUGGUCCAGAUCCCCUCAAGUGUUCCCUCAAUGAAGUCCCAGUGUUACCACAACGGGGAGUUGGAGGGCAUGGGAGGGGAGCUGGAGACAGACUCAGAGCUGCAACAGGACACAGGUCUCACCAAUGGCUUCCAUUCACCUCAGACUGUGUGCUCUGUGCUGACAGAGCAGUUAGAGAACGGAGAGUCCAGACACUGUCCCAGUGCUGCAGGCAAGGCUGUGUCUGUGGGCCUGGCCUCUGCCCCAUUUGUCAGCUCGGGACUGGUGCACGCUACCUCAGCUGUCCACACGUACUUGUGCCCAUAGUCCCAUGUACCCUUAGCAUCAGGGCACACACCUCCCAUUCUCUACUUUUCAACCAUGGUACAGCAAGUUCAUUUACACACCUCAUUGUUA